AGUGCCUUACUAAGAUGACCAGAAAUCUGCUAUUGAUUUUCAUAAUGUUGUUGCGGUGUUGGGAAACCAAUCGUUUGAACCUCUGAGAUCUUACCUAGAACAGAACCACCCCUACGCAUCUAAGAGCUUCGAAUUGAUAUACGAGUAUAUCUACUUUCGACCACGUGGCUCCGGGGCGACUUACACGGACAACGCGUCAUCGAGCCUUCCCAAAUUUUUCCCCCACCGCAGAUCGGAUCCCAAAACAUCUAUCUAUACAGCGGGAAAGAGAGAACGAUGUUUAACUCGGUGAGCCUAGGCAAUUUCUGCACCCAAACGCGCAAAGAACGAUCUGCUGCUGAAUUCGGGGAGAGGACCGGCUGUGCCUCCAAUCUCUACCUCCCGAGCUGCACAUAUUACGUGCCCGAGUUUUCAGCGGUGUCCUCGUUUUUACCACAGGCCCCUUCUCGCCAAAUCACAUACCCAUAUUCUACAAAUUUGUCUCAAGUGCAGCCGGUGCGAGAGGUGCCCUAUGGGUUGGACCCCUCCAGUAAAUGGCAUCACAGAAGCAAUUAUGCCUACGCUGCGGAAGAGCUGAUGCACAGAGACUGCCUUCCGUCUUCGACCAUGACAGAAAUGCUAAUGAAAAACGAAAGCGCGUACAGCCAUCACCAGCACCCGAACUCGAACCACCCCGCCCCGGGUUUCUACUCCAGCAUGGGCAAGAGCAGCGUCCUGCCUCAGAGCUUUGACAGGUUUUUCGAAAACACUUACUGCGGCGGAGCCGACGGCCAGCCAGAGGUGUGUUUACAAAAGAGCGAGGCGAGCAAACCGGAGCCGGAGGCUCAAGCCGGCGCAUUCACUGACGGGGGGGACCCAGAGAAAGACCCGGAGGACGAGGAGGAAAACCCGACCUCCGGAUCUUCUGCUACCUCUUCCGUCAACAAAGAAGGGAACAGCAGCAAAACCAGCAUCUCCAGUGCCCCUCGAACUAGAAAGAAGCGAUGCCCCUAUUCCAAGUUCCAAAUUCGGGAGCUCGAGAGGGAAUUUUUCUUUAACGUUUAUAUCAACAAGGAGAAGCGACUCCAGCUGUCCCGAAUGCUCGGCCUCACCGACCGACAGGUCAAGAUCUGGUUCCAAAACCGGAGAAUGAAAGAAAAGAAAAUGAGCAGAGAUCGCCUGCAGUAUUUCUCAGGAAACCCGCUCUUGUGAACUUGAAGCAUGCAAAGGGCGCCGCAGCCAAAAAUGAAAAAAAUAAAUAAAAUAAAACGAGAAAAAACAAGAGAGAGAGAGAGAGAGAGAGACGGGUCGGACAGAGAGGGGGAACAGAAGCGAAUUCAAAAAGCUGUCAUUUGAAUUGCUUGUGUUGGGAAUCGAUCUGAAUUGUGAAGAACCAGCUGGAAGAACGAAUCUGCCUCGGCGGGUUACAUUCACGGUGGUGACGGAGACCUUUUCAAAAACUGAUUUUUUAUUUAAAAAGUGCUUAGUGAAUAUGUGAAAUACUUUUAUUACUUUUUUUUUUUUUUUAGGACGCAACUGUUCGUUCUCACAGUUCACAAUCUUGUACAUGGUUUCAUUUAUUAUUGUUGUAUUAUUUCAUUUAUAAGUAUUAAUUAUUAUCUAAUGUGCCCAAAACCAAUGUUUUCUUUCUGAUGAAUUUAAAAACAAGUAGUAAUCAUUGAAAUAUUAUAUAUGAAUUAACUCGGACACACACACAUAUAUAUUAAACACGUACACGUGUGUAUGUAUGAUUUGAAAAGGAAAACGCGGUGUACAAAAUAAAAAAAUAGAUGUGAAUAAUUGAUAUAAAAUUAAUUAUAUCAGCUGAAGACCAUACCGAAGCGAUAUAAAUGAUUGCUUAUCAAUUAGUCACACAAAAAAAAAAUCACAUUUUUAUAUAUAU
Messenger RNA from Polyodon spathula (Mississippi paddlefish), 1882 nucleotides. RefSeq names its product homeobox C11a (gene hoxc11a). Lineage: Eukaryota; Metazoa; Chordata; Actinopteri; Acipenseriformes; Polyodontidae. Gene Ontology annotation, molecular function: DNA-binding transcription factor activity, RNA polymerase II-specific; RNA polymerase II cis-regulatory region sequence-specific DNA binding. The transcript has 2 exons. Gene Ontology annotation, biological process: regulation of transcription by RNA polymerase II; anatomical structure development. Gene Ontology annotation, cellular component: nucleus. The coding region runs from base 277 to 1191 and encodes 304 amino acids. The record is from RefSeq and is a predicted model, not a curated record.